CCAGCCCGCCCGUCAGCAGCCUCAUCCUCAAUCCCUAUCUACCUUAGGUAAGUACUUACUUACACUACGCGGAGUCAAGGCCACCAAGCAACCUGUCGUCUCGCCCACACCAGACAGACAGACAGACAGACAGGCAGACAGACAAAAAGCCAUGGCGUCUGCCGAGGUCAAGGCCAAGCGGCCGCAGAUGGGCCACGCCGGCCGCCGCACCAGCUCCUUCCUGCGCGAGCACCAGCAGUCCCGCCCCCAAAAGCAGCUCGACUCCAGCAGCCACUUUGGCAUCGACACGGUCGUCGAGGACCUCCAGGCCGCCCGCCUCUCGCCCCAGCAAAACCCCUUCACCGGCGUCCCCGGCCGCGACCAGCCCCCGCGCAUCGUCGAGGGCGUCAUCCACGACUUCUCCCACCCAGACUGCUGCCCUCCCCGCGGCCAGCGCUCAAACCGCCUCAUCGCCACCCUCAUCUACAAGGCCGCUGCCGCUGCCAGCAACUCUCUCGCUCCCUCCCCGCGUCUCACAACCUCGACCUCGGACACGACCUCCAUCCCCGCCAACCUCGCCCCGACCACAGACAUCGACGCCUUCCCCCUAGAGCCCCCCGCCGCCUCCGACCCAGAGCCCCUCGACCACCUCUACGGCUCCUACAUUUCGCCCCUAUGCAUCACCUCCUUCCUCCACCUCAUGUCCUCCUUCCCCUUGCCUCCAGGGGAGGAGGACCUGACCUCGUCCCACCGCUGCCUCGACGACCCAGACCACCCCUUCGUCGUCGAGCUCACCCUCUCGCACGCCCCUUCCGACGAGUUCCUCCAGCUCGAGGACCUGCGCAAGCAUGAGCUCAUCUACCGCUUCGAGCGCGAGUGGAACGUCGACGUCGUCCUGCAAAAGGACACCCCCUGGCGCAGGCACCCGCGCCUCGUCGUCUUCGACAUGGACAGCACCCUCAUCACCCAGGAGGUCAUUGACCUGCUCGCCGCCAACAUAUCGGACCCGCCAGACCUCGCCGCUAAAGUCGCCGACAUCACCCACCGUGCCAUGCUCGGCGAGCUCGAGUUCGACGCCGCCUUCCGCGAGCGCGUAGCCCUCCUCAAGGGCCUCCCCGCCACCUUCUUCGAGCAGCUCCGCCCCGUACUCGACGUGACCAAGGGCGUGCCCCAGCUGCUCAAGGCCCUGCGCCGGCUCGGCGUCAAGACGGCCGUGCUGUCCGGCGGCUUCCUCCCGCUGACCAGCUGGCUCGCGGCCGAGCUCGGCAUCGACCACGCCCACGCCAACGAGGUCGUCAUCGACGAGGCCACCGGCAAGCUCACCGGCGAGGUCAAGGGCACCAUUGUCGGCAAGGAGCGCAAGCGCGAGCUCCUCCUGCAGAUCGCCGCCCAGGAGAAGGUCGACCUCAGCCAGGUCGUCGCCGUCGGCGACGGCGCCAACGACCUCGCCAUGCUGGCCACCGCGGGCCUCGGCGUCGCCUGGAACGCCAAGCCCCGCGUCCAGAUGGAGGCCAGUGCCCGGCUCAACGGCGAGUCCCUCCUCGACUUGCUCUACCUCUUUGGCUUCACCAGCGAGGAGGUCGACAUGCUUACAGCGUAGGCGUGUCUCAAUGCAGCCGCGCUGCUGGAAAUGUCGAAGAAGUGUGUUUGUGUCGUUCUCCUGUAUGGGGCGGCAUUUGGGACAAGGUGGUUUCGGCGUUGGGAGGAGCAUAUUCAUAGUCAGCCGCCCCG
Molecule: messenger RNA, 1710 nt
Organism: Microdochium trichocladiopsis
Lineage: Eukaryota; Fungi; Ascomycota; Sordariomycetes; Xylariales; Microdochiaceae
Product: HAD-like domain-containing protein
Exons: 1
Coding region: 152-1579 (475 amino acids)
Biological process (GO): L-serine biosynthetic process; dephosphorylation
Cellular component (GO): cytoplasm
Molecular function (GO): L-phosphoserine phosphatase activity; magnesium ion binding
Source: RefSeq, a predicted model, not a curated record